CCAGUCCCAGGUUAUUAUCACUUCCAUGUCCCCCUUGAACUGUCGACGUGUUCUUUCUCACCGUCUUCAGACACCUAACAAUUCAUCUCUUCCAGAGUCAACCCCUUGCAACAAGAUAUUCGACAUCAUCAACAUCUACAGCCACAUGUAAAUCGUCACGCCGACUCAACGCCACCAGCCGCCUUAAUCGUUAUCUCGAUACCUUUCUCUCUCUACCAAAUCAGAUCAACUCCAACUACCGACUCCGCUUUUCCCGUGACCUGAACCUCAACCUGAACCUGAACCUUUGGCACACGUUCCAACAUCACAGAAACCCAAACUUGGUGCACAUGUACGAUACUUGGAUCAUCGCCCUCAAAUCCUUCUGAUCUCAACCACGGUCGAACAACAAGCUCCAGAUGCCCUCGCAACUAUUGUUGCUCGCUUGGCCCUCUCCUCACUCCUUGUGCCCAACGGUGUCGACCUGUGUUGUCCCUCCAUCGUCCUCUUCCUCGGCUUAGCCAACGCGCCAUCUGGCUCCGUAGAUACUGUACGAGUAGAGCAGCUGACCCACCCGUCUCCAGAGCCUGCUCACUCUCUGUCCGCCGUCGUCAUCCAACGAAUUGAAUUUCCAUCCCCGUCCUCCCUCACCACACUUGCACGUAGGGCUGGUCAUCAGACUGCCCGCUCAACGUCGCCAAAAUUCCCUCUCCUCGUUCCGAUCCUCAAUCCUUCCUCCACCACCGAUCCCAGUCCUCUCGCUCUCGCUCCGAACUUGCGGGCCAGUCCUCCAACGUGCCUCCCUCCGCAGUCAACGAAAAAGGCGAAAGCUACCGGCGACAUUCUCGCUCCUCUGCCUCAGACUCCGACGACUUUUCGCUUUGGAGUGACACAGGAGAUAUCGCUGAACAGCUCGCCAACGACGAGGAUCCGCUUCGCAUUGAGCUAGAUCCUCUAACUAGAGGAGGUCAGAGACUGAGAGGCCAAGGUCAAGGUCACGGUGGGGGACGGAAGAACAAGAGAGUUGGUUUUCAACCUGAUAAUCUCGAACACCCACACUCUUCCGGGGCUAUUGAUAAAGAAGCCAUCUACAUCCCAGAGCCUCCACCGAGGCGUAUCCCAACAUCUGAAAAACUCCUCGCCCUCAUCAUGGCACCCAACAACCCCGAGUCGGCUCGGACCAAGGGCCUCGUGGGCAAACCUUUAUUAUAUUUCACAAGUGUUUUUGUUUCGUUAGGAGUCUUUCUGUUUGGUUAUGAUCAGGGUGUCAUGUCAGGAAUCAUCACCGGCCCUUUUUUCAGAGAUUACUUCAACCAGCCCGGCCCCGCCGAGGUCGGGACCAUGGUGGCCAUUCUCGAGAUUGGGGCCUUGAUUUCAUCCUUGGGUGUCGGCCGGAUUGGCGACAUCAUCGGACGACGCAGAACUAUUCUCUAUGGCGCCAUGAUCUUCUUCGUGGGUGGAAUGUGCCAAACCUUUGCCAAUGGCAUGCCCAUGAUGAUGGUCGGAAGAUUUAUUGCCGGCUUGGGUGUGGGCGCGCUUUCAACCAUCGUUCCUGUCUACCAGUCGGAGAUCAGCCCUCCCCACAAUCGGGGCAAGCUGGCGUGCAUAGAAUUCACAGGAAACAUCACUGGCUACGCAGCCAGUGUCUGGGUCGACUACUUUUGCAGCUACAUUGAUAGCGACAUGUCAUGGCGACUGCCCCUACUCAUGCAGUGCGUUAUGGGUGCCUUGCUCGGAUUCGGUAGCCUAAUCAUCUGUGAAUCCCCCAGAUGGCUUCUCGACAAUGACCACGACGAAGAAGGCAUCAUUGUCAUUGCCAACCUCUAUGGCAAGGGCGAUAUCCACAACGCCAAAGCACGACAAGAAUACCGAGAGAUCAAGAUGAAUGUCCUCAUCCAACGUCAAGAGGGCGAGCGGUCGUACACGGACAUGUUCAGGCGCUACUAUAAGAGAGUCUUCAUCGCCAUGUCGGCUCAAGCGUUUGCCCAGCUCAAUGGCAUCAAUGUUAUUUCUUACUAUGCACCACUAGUGUUCGAGUCAGCCCGAUGGGUGGGACGGGAUGCUAUCCUGAUGACUGGCAUCAACUCGAUCACAUAUUUGGCUUCCACCAUCCCGCCUUGGUACCUUGCAGAUAGGUGGGGCCGACGACCGAUCCUCCUCUCAGGAGCCGUGGCUAUGAUUAUCUCUUUGUCACUCAUCUCGUACUUUAUCUUUAUUGAUGUCAAGCGGACACCCGUGAUGGUGGUGGUCUUUGUCAUGAUCUACAACGCUUCAUUUGGAGCGAGUUGGGGUCCCAUCCCCUGGCUCUACCCUCCCGAAAUUUUACCCUUGAGUAUUCGGGCCAAAGGGGCCAGUUUGAGCACCGCGAGCAACUGGGCGUUUAAUUUCCUGGUGGGGGAACUUACUCCAGUGCUACAAAAGGCUAUCACCUGGAGGCUCUAUUUAGUGCACGCAUUCUUUUGCGCCGUCAGUUUUGUUCUUGUAUACUUUGUUUAUCCUGAAACUGCGAAUGUCCGCUUGGAAGACAUGAAUGCCCUUUUUGGAGACGCAACGACGGCUAUGCCCACCCCUGCUACUCAAGCCGAGCGAGGCUCCCUGAUGGGGGUCGGAUCCCCUUCCUCGAUCGACAUUCGAGGUGGAUAUCAACAGCCUGGGAUGUUCUCCGCCGACUCAGCCAUUCCAGGGCUCGAUAUCGACCCUCCGGAUGUUCAACUCGAUCCUGAAGGCCGCAUCCGCGGUCGAAGCGACGCGAAGGAGGGCUUAGGCGGCUGGAUUGGCCGAAUGGUGUCUCGGAACCGGCAAGACAGCAGUAGCAGAGCACGGGGUCGGUAUGGACAAGUGGGACAAGACGAAGACUAAAGGUUCAAGUCGGAGAGAAGUUGGGUAUUGAACAUUGUCAAUCUCGAACGGGGGCCAUUUCUAGAGAGACACACGGUUCGGGCGCAAAUGCCCCAGUCAAAAAUGCACAUAGAUUUCGGGCGUUGACUUGAGGGAAAGCCUCGAGAGGGUAGGCCAUGGCCAGAGAGAGGUUUGGGGCAUCGACAUGCUCGCAGUUCCCUCAUCACUAUUGGUUUAUGGCGGAUGAGGCCAGGCGCAGGUGUUAAUUUCAUUGGAGUCAGGUGACUUUAAAACUAGGGACGAAGCAUAAAGGGCCUGGAGGUAGAGUGUAGAGAGACUCCCGCGUCCCCCCAAAUCAGGGUUUUGGGGUUACGGACCCUCUCAUCAUUUCUCUCGCCCGACAUAGCAUAGUCGAAGUAGGUCUGAAUGAUAAAUCAC
Messenger RNA from Exophiala mesophila, 3255 nucleotides. RefSeq lists its product as uncharacterized. The record is from RefSeq and is a predicted model, not a curated record. Lineage: Eukaryota; Fungi; Ascomycota; Eurotiomycetes; Chaetothyriales; Herpotrichiellaceae. Gene Ontology annotation, cellular component: membrane. The transcript has 5 exons. Gene Ontology annotation, molecular function: carbohydrate:proton symporter activity. Gene Ontology annotation, biological process: carbohydrate transport; transmembrane transport. The coding region runs from base 1129 to 2838 and encodes 569 amino acids.